CCGCACAUCUUACCCUAAAUUAGGGGCUUUCUUGCGGCACGUAAAUAUCAUUUAAAGAUUAUUACGAAGUAUUAAUGUUCAGUGCCCGUCGGAAGGGAGGGAGGAAGGGAGAUUUCCUUGUUUUUCUCACCUCCAAGUUUGCCGACGUGUUCGUAGAAGAGGCUGAGGCGCUGUAUCAGAUAAGGCGGCGCUCGUACAGACUUGCGGAGCCGUUCUCUCUUCCUUGUAUGGAAGGCAGUGCUUGAACAUCAUCAGCCGAAGGGGGGGGGUGGAGGUACCCAUGCAAACUGAUCCGCCGCUGUCUCAGAUGGGCUUCCCGUUGCAGAGGUUGGAGAGAUAAGGAGAUCAGCCGUCAGAUCUGGACGCCGGGUCCCUCGCAUGGAAACCGGAAAGGCGGCGGCGAAGACGAAAAGCGAACAAUAAAAAGCUCGGCUGAUAUUUGAUUCAAAGUAGCCUCGAUGGCGGCGGAUCAGACGAGCUAGCGGGGACAGCGAAGUGUCGUUACGGGAGGUGGACGCGUUUUUCCUGCCGGGAUCGGGGCGUACUGCGCUCUGCGUGGGAUCCCACCCACAGCCAUGGAUACUUGUAGGAUUUCAGUGGCCGUGCUGCUGCUCCUUGUGGCUCUCAGUCGCCUUUCCUCAGCACAGUUUCCUACACCAGCUAUAAUUAAAGAAUGGGUGGAACAGAUGCAGAAGGAACUGUUCAACCUAGUAGAUACGGCAAGUGGAGUCAAGGAUUAUAUCCAGAUAUACAAGAAUAACAGGAAGCUGUACACUGUGGAAGCAAACUCCGCAAGCCAGCUAGUAGCCGAUGCAGCCCGGGAUAUAGAGAAACUACUGCUUAAGAGAGCCAAGACCCUGGAGGAGCUGGCGACAGCAGCUGAAAACUUCCAGAUGCGGCACCAGUGGAAGAGUGAUCUGGGGGUUGAAGACAUAGCUUAUUACAAUGCAAAGGAUAAUCUGGAAAAUGACACCUACACACCAAAGAACAGGCUGAGGCCGGACUUCAAAGAGGAUUCCUCAUUCAAGCGGCUCAUCUCCUACAAUUUCACAGCCGUCCACAUUCCCACCGACAUCUACGAAGGCUCCACGAUCAUGCUGAAUGAACUGAACUGGACAGAAGCCCUGGAGGAUGUGUUUAAGAAGAACUGGGAGGAAGACCCCACCUUACAGUGGCAGGCCUUCGGCAGUGCCACUGGCCUCACCCGCUAUUACCCAGCCUCUCCGUGGACAGACUCGAGGAAGAAGAUCGACCUGUACGACGUGCGACGACGACCGUGGUACAUCCAGGGGGCUGCAUCUCCAAAGGACAUGGUGAUUCUUGUGGACGCGAGCGGAAGUGUCUCUGGUCUGACCCUGAAACUGAUCCGGACCUCAGUCAACGAGAUGCUGGAGACCCUGUCGGAUGACGAUUAUGUCAACGUGCUCUAUUUCAACACGGGGGUCAAGAAUUCGGCUUGCUUUGAGCACCUGGUGCAGGCGAACAGCCGCAACAAAAAGGUUUUCAAAGACGCUGUGCAGGCCAUUUCAGCCAAAGGCAUUACCAACUACAAAAGGGGCUUGAAGUUUGCCUUUGAGCAGCUUAACAAUAUGAACGUAAGUCGUGCAAACUGCAACAAGAUUAUAAUGCUGUUCACCGAUGCAGGGGAGGAUAGAGCUCAAGAGAUUUUUGAGGAGUACAAUUUCGACAAGAAGGUGCGAGUAUUUACCUUCUCCGUCGGUCAGCACAAUUACGACAAAGGACCGAUCCAGUGGAUGGCCUGCGCCAACAAAGGCUACUAUUAUGAAAUCCCCUCCAUAGGAGCUAUUAGGAUUAACACUCAGGAGUACCUGGACGUGCUGGGGAGGCCCAUGGUGCUGGCCGACAAGCAAGCCAAGCAGGUCCAGUGGACCAACGUCUACCUUGACGCCCUGGAGCUGGGCCUUGUUAUCACAGGAACGCUGCCAGUCUUCAACAAGACAGGCGUAAAGGAUGACAAAGAUGGCACCCCAAGACAGCCCCAAAACCAGCUCAUCCUGGGAGUGAUGGGGGUCGACGUGUCGCUCGAAGACAUCAAGAGGCUGACUCCGCGCUUCACCAUUGGACCCAAUGGAUACUAUUUCGCGAUUGAUCCGAACGGCUACGUUUUGCUCCAUCCCAACCUUCAACCAAAGAGUCCCAAAUUCCAGGAGCCGGUUACGUUGGAUUUUCUUGAUGCCGAAUUUGAGAAUGACAUCAAAGUGGAGAUCAGAAGGAUGAUGAUUGAUGGAGAAACGGGAGAAAAUACCGUGGAUACCUUAGUGAAGUCUCAAGAUGAGAGGUACAUUGACAGAGGAACCAGGAUCUACACGUGGGCUCCGGUUAAUGGCACUGACUACAGCUUGGCGGUGGUGAUGCCUGAGUACAGCAAGUACUACGUUCAAGCAAAAAUGGGAGAUACAAUUAUGCAAGCACAAUUUUCUGAGACCAUGCAGCAGGAGAACUUUGAAGAAUACGGCUACACAUUCAUAGCUCCGAGAGAGUACUGCAAGGACCUGAAGUUGUCAGAAAACAACACCCAGUUUCUUUUGGACUUCAACGAGUACAUAGACAGGAAGACGCCCAACAAUCCGACAUGCAAGACUGCCCUGGUCAAUAGGCUGCUCCUGGAUGCUGGGUUAACAAGUGAGCUGGUGAAGGUCUGGAAGAUGCAACCAGUAGAUGGUGUCCUCGCCAGAUUUGUUGCUACCGAUGGAGGAAUCACGCGGCUUUACCCAAAGAGCUCUGGGGAUAUCUGGACAGAGAACACAGAGAUGUAUGAGUCGAGCUUCUACAAGCGGAGUCUGGAUAAUGACGGUUUCAUCUUCACAGCACCGUAUUUCAACAGAAGCGUGGACGUCUUUGAAUCGGGCAUCCUGGUCAGCAAAGCUGUGGAGGUGAACAUAGGAGGGAUCAAGAUGAAACCAGCUGUUGUUGGCGUGAAGCUCAACGUCACGGCCUGGAUGAUGAUCUUCAUGAAUGCUACAAUGAAGAUUAAUUGCAAGGAUGAGAUCUGCGGUUGUGUGAAGAAUGAUAAGCAUGUUGACUGUGUCAUUCUGGAUGAUGGGGGCUUCUUGAUGAUGUCCAAUCAGGAUGAGUAUAUCUCUCAGAUCGGACGCUUUUUCGGCGAGAUCGAUCCCAUCCUCAUGAUCAACCUGGUGAACAAUUCUUUGUACACCUUCAACAAGACCUACGACUACCAGUCUGUAUGCACCCCAGGUCGGACUGGCAAGAGGGGGGCAGGCCGACGUGUGUUCGUGCCCACCAUAGCGGAAAUACUGAACCUGGGCUGGUGGGCUAGUACGACUGCUUGGUCACUAUUGCAGCAGUUCCUCGUCGGUCUGGCGUUUCCAGAGACUCUGGUUGCAGCUGACAUGGAUGAUGAGGAGCCUGUCAUCUUGGAGAGCUGCAUCAUGGAGCAGACUCAGUACUACUUUGAGAAGGAUGAUAAGACCUUGCCUGGAGUGCUUGACUGCGGAAACUGUUCCAGGAUGUACUAUGCUGAAAAGUUGGAGAACACAAAUUUAGUAUUCAUCAUCACCGAUGCCAAGGGGACCUGCUUGUCAUGUGACCCGAGACCUCUGAUACAAUCAGAGCAGCUGUCCAAAGGCCCAAACCCUUGCGAACUUGCCAAGAAUCCUAGAUACAGAAAAGGCCCGGACGUCUGUUUCGAUAACGACAUCAAUGAGGACGACUCCGACUGUGGGAGCGGCUCCAGGCUAACCCCGUCACUUUGGCUUGUGAUGGGACUCCAGCUGGUCCUGCUCUGGAUCCUGACUGGAUCUAGACACUACCCAUCAUGACCCCGGAGCCUCAGGCUGAGGUCCGCAGAGUUGUGUGUAUUUCAAACCCUGCCAAAACUUUUCUUUCUGAGGUUCCGCGUCGAUGUGGGUUAGAAAGGAGGACAUAAAAAAAAAAGAUGACACCCAGGAAUUCAGUGACUGUGCUCCUAGUCUUUCUACAGACUAGGUUGGCUAUUGGGGGCGGGGUACUUCGAGGCCGAGAGUCCCCACCAAGGAGUGGACCGCCUUAUCCCAUAGGAGGAGGAUGAGAAGUGAAGCUGCCUCAUUUGCAUCUUAGAGUUUUUGGUGUGUUUCUUUUUUUAAAAAAAUCUAAUACUAUAAAACUGCCAGACAUUUCCAGUAGAAAGAUGUUAUCCCCAUAGACAUUGUACCGUGAUAUGGUUUCCAAAUCUUUUUCAUUUUUUUUUUUAUUUUUUUUUUUGCGUGUUGAGCUUAGAUUGGCUUAACUCAAUAUUGAGUGAUUUAGGGCUGACUGACUAAACCUGGGAAAAAAAGAUCAGGUGCUGGUGAGACAUUUAGAAGAGUCACACUGACCUUGAUCAAAAAGUGACAUCCCUCAUCAAAAACAAGAUUAUCGUGUAAUUAUGGAUCAAUUGUCAUUCAUAAGAUGUGAGCUGCAGUCUAUGGCCGGCUAUCCUUUGUAACUGUGACCACUGUCACUUUGGCGGUAAGAAGCUGUGUGUUUUUACACUUCUGGUUCCCGUCCUGAGCUGUAGCUGUGGACCAUACCUCCGGAGAUCAAGGCCUUUUCAGAGCACCAAACCUAAUCUCUGAUUCAUGUUGAUACAAUCACAGUGAAAAAGAUCACAAUUUCAUUGGUGUGCAAUCAAUAUAAAUAUUCAAAGGCAGCCAAACACAUUACUUAUAUUUAAUUGUUCAGUUGAUAACAGCUAUUUCAGUUGUUGAUGAAAAUAAUUUUUGUAUAUUUUUUUUUCUUGUAUGAAAGGGAUUUCCGCAUGCAAAUGUUUGCCUGUUUAGUUUUUUUAUUGUAACUGUGAGUGCAAUAAAAUGGUAUACUGUAUAGAAACCUGAGUUAAAGGGAAUUGUUUUCUGCAUAAUUAUUUUAUGCAGGUACUUGCUAAUGUUAUUUAAAAAAUGGAUUAUUUGAGUUUUCUUGUAAGGCGCUAUGUCACUUGAGCAAGGCAUGCCUUACAUAAUUAAAAGCUGUGAAACCUAUCAUGCAGAAACCGAUGUUACAAAAGUUAUCAGCCCCAGACAUUCAAAAUUAAUUCUAUUGUUCAUCUUAAUGUUACUUCUAGAAAUAAGAUUUCUCACCUCCUUGACAUCUUCUGUCUGAUUUCUUCCAUUAUUUUUAAGGCUUUCCACACCUUUCUGUAAGAAAUGCAUUGGCCCAUGGGGAGUUAGUCUCAAUGCAGUGUUCUGAGUGUGGAAUCACUCAUGUUGAUUUGUCCUUCACCAUAUAAUGACUGAUUUAUCCAGUGUAAUUACCAUUUUUGUUUUUGCUCAAGUAAGAUCUGUGUCCCUGCAUACAAAUCUCAGACAUUUCCAGAAUUACAAUUAGGACCAGAUUUAUGUAUCCUAGGGUUUCUGAGCAAUCAUUUUGGUGCCUCUUUGAGCAACUUGAUUAGGUGGAUUUUUUUCCAGAUUGGAAAGGCCUGCCUCCUCCUCAUCUUUGUUACAAAACCCUGUCAGACUUUGAUGCCAUUGGGGUUAAAGGCACACCUUCACACAGUCGUUGCUACCUGGUUUUUCUUUUUUUUUUGAGAAAAAAAACCCACUUUAAAGACCAUGUGAAUAUUAGGUGAUUCCUUAUGUCUGUCAUGCGGGUAUUUACAUUUUAAGGGUUAAAACUGCUAGCCUUCACAUUUGUUUGAAUGGUUUAACUGUUGGGGAAUGAAUGACAAGGACUGGCCAGGCAAGGCACGGUGACUGACUCAAGUGACCACUGGGGUCGGCAGCUUUCAACAAGUCUGGAGGUAUUUAUGAAUAGGUCAUGCAUAAGCUCUGGUGAAUGUGGAAGAAUAGUCACAAAAAACCCACACAGAUAGCCCCCCAGGCAACUGCAAAAACAUUCAUUCUCUUUUAUGAAACCACAUAAUUGCAGGGUGAAUUUGCGAGCCCUUGUUGCCCAUACAGCACACAUCUCCCUUUUAAUCCGCUUCUAUAACAAUUGCAGAAAGGAAAACGAGCGCUCACUUCAUCCACUCAUCCCCUGCAAGGGGUUACUGUGGCCUUGCUGCGGCUCAUAGUCCUGCCCAACUCUGAAAAUCAUUUACACGACUGGAGCCAAAACAACCCUCACAAUAACAUCUGCACAUUUAGUAUCAUUUAGAAAAUGCUGUUGUGUAUCGUUCAGUUUUUUUUUUUUUGUUUUGUUUCACAAUUUAAACACAUAAACACACUAUAAAAAGAUGGCUACUUCUGUGCUUCUCUAGAAAUGAGGAUGAUUAUAUGUGCCACACAAUAAUCCCACAAGAACACCAGACAUAUGGCAGGCCUUAUGGUGGGGAUGUCCUGUGACAUGAGGGCAAUUUCUGACCAAGCUGUAACAUAACUGCAUGAUGUGACUGACAACAAGCCCUGUACAUGUACUCCUGCGUCGGUGUUUCGAUUAACGUAAGUAUAACACACUGAAUAUCGUUAUGAAGCCUGUGUGCUUUCCUCUCUCUAUAUGCAUCAGCUCUACUGCCGAUCUCCUGAAAUGGACAGCAUUCAUGUUUCUUUAGCUGUGUGAAGUGGGGCCAAGUUACUUUGCCUCUUAAAUAAGCUGACAAAGAUAAAGAAAAGAAAAUUUGGAGAAGUGGGUAGAAGGUCUAGAAUAACAAAGUCAUUAAAUCGAAAGUCACUAAAGACCUACCAUGCAGAAUUAUUACUAUUAUUAUUAACUACUGUCAGUACUAAAAUCAGAUGCUGUCCAUUCAGGAUCAAAUGUAGUGAUGCAAGUGAAAAUGUUCUCAAUGAUGUUGAUGCUCUUCGUGUGGAAUGUCAGGGUCGUGCUUUUUUUCCAGACUGUUCUAUUGAGAUGCUCGGUGUGUGUUUUGACCGCCCCCCCCCCCUCCCCCCAGCCACUGACUGGACACCUCAUCCUCCCCUAACUGUGCUUUAAUACAUAACACUUUUGUGGAACUUGACUAGCCUGAAUCAAUUUUGUAUAAAUUUGUACAAAAAAAACAAUUAAACGAAUGAGAAGAUAAUAAUGUUUAUAAUCCUAGAGGUGUGUCAGUUCUUGUGCAAACGGCAUAUUCAGAAUAAAAGUUUUAUCAGUAA
Molecule: messenger RNA, 7028 nt
Organism: Brienomyrus brachyistius
Lineage: Eukaryota; Metazoa; Chordata; Actinopteri; Osteoglossiformes; Mormyridae
Product: voltage-dependent calcium channel subunit alpha-2/delta-1
Exons: 38
Coding region: 576-3800 (1074 amino acids)
Cellular component (GO): L-type voltage-gated calcium channel complex
Molecular function (GO): voltage-gated calcium channel activity
Source: RefSeq, a predicted model, not a curated record